Molecule: messenger RNA, 5595 nt
Organism: Mya arenaria
Lineage: Eukaryota; Metazoa; Mollusca; Bivalvia; Myida; Myidae
Product: GATOR complex protein WDR24-like
Exons: 21
Coding region: 199-2580 (793 amino acids)
Biological process (GO): positive regulation of TOR signaling
Molecular function (GO): protein binding
Source: RefSeq, a predicted model, not a curated record
GUUGAAACAAACAUCAGGUAACAAACCAAAUGUUCAUUACAUCAGCAGUGCGCUUUUGACCCCAAGAGCGCCCCAUAAACCCAAGGCCGAAAAUGUUUCAGCCCUCCAGCUGCCAGGUCAAUCACAUCCCUGCUUAAUAUGUGCAUGAUGGGAAAGUUUUAGAAUCUUGGCCUGACUCCUGUUCUCUUUGCUAGCAACAUGCAGGCCGUGUCGCAGAACAUCUCCAGGAUGGUGCAUGACAGAGUUGCAUCAUCAAAUCCUGUGACCAUGUCCGUAAAUUGUGGUGGACCAAUCAGUGCGAUAGCUCAGAACAGGGAUGGAACACAGGUUGUGGUCGGGGGAAGGACAGUUUUUAAGAUCUACAAUGUGGAAGAUGACUGUUUUGAGGAGAAGUUUAACCUGCGUGUUGGCAAACAUGUCAACCUUAACUACUGUGCCCUUGACAUUGCAUGGAAUAACAUUGAUGACAAUCUACUGGCAACCGGGGCCACAAAUGGCGCAGUUGUGCUUUGGGACCUGAACAAACCAACUCGCUGUAAACAAGAGCAUGUGUUUACGGAGCACAAACGGACGGUUAACAGAGUUUGCUUUCAUGAGAGUGAGCACAGAUUUCUGUUGAGUGCCUCCCAGGACGGACAGAUGAAGCUACAUGAUAUUCGUAAGAAGGAAGUAGUUCUAAACUUCACGACGGGCAGUACGAGUGUCCGCGAUGUUCAGUGGUGCCCGUCACAAAUCAACUACUUUGGUUUUGCCGCAGCAGAUGAAGCUGGCACACUCAUGAUUUGGGACAUGAGAAGGCCAGACAAAGUAGAGAAGCAGGUUACGGCCCACAGUGGACCUGUGUUCGCCAUAAACUGGCAUCCCGAGGACAAAAACUGGCUCGCAACUGCCGGCAGGGACAAAAUGAUCAAGAUCUGGGAUGUCCCGAAGUCCAAAUGUCUGCACACUAUACACAGUAUUGCCUCCCUUGCCCGCAUCCGAUGGCGACCUCAACGGAAAUUCCAUAUCGCAUCGUGCUCCCUCCUCGUUGAUUGCAGCAUCAACAUAUGGGAUAUAAGGAGGCCCUACGUGCCAUUUGCUACAUUCGACGAUCAUAAAGAUGUCACAUCAAGUCUGUUGUUUAAGAACAAGGACCCCCACGUGAUGAUUAGCGGUAGCAAGGAUUCCAUGUUGAGUCAACACGUGUUUCGGGAUGCCAAAAGACCAGGGGAGGACCUGGUUCCCUCUGGACUUGACCUUAGUGUACAUGGCAUGGUCGGUCAUGCAAACAGCGACAGACAGGGGAAGCUGUCUGAGUUCCAUCCCCAGUCGUCGUACUUCAGCAAGCGUACCGGGGACAAGACGGACCAUUUUGUGGAUGUGAUUCCGUACAUGCAGGAGUUCUCUAAUACUGGCCAGGUACAACCAGUCGAGAAUCUACAAAGUUGGGUUGAGACUGCCAAAGAGUACGAGUUGGUUGGAAAACCUGUGGAUGAAUUGUGUCGACACAAUAGUAAAGUGGCGGCCAAUUUGGACAGACAUCAGGUUGCCCAGGCCUGGUUAACAGUGCUGACCUUGUAUAGCAUGUACAGCGUCUCGGAAACCAAGGUGUACAGUCAGAAUAGAACAUUUUCUGUUCUCUCCUCUACUACUCAAGAUAAGUCGGAGCUAGAAAAAGCUCGUUUGAACAAGGAUGCCAAGGUGGAAACAGACAUUGAGGAGAAAGUUUUGGAUGGAACUUCCGGAAAUUCAGAUGAAGAGACAGAUGACCGUGAAAUGUUUGACACAAAACUGUCAAGUAUCGCCCGAGGCCAAGUGAACCCAGACUGGGACAUCCUGUUUCAAGACGGCGAGCCCGGGGGAGGGGACGACUUUUCCUACCUAGAGGGACCAGCCCUUAACAAGAUUAAAGAUUGGCAGCUGCCAUCAGAAGCAUUCCACCCACGGCAUGAGAUUCAUGAUCGUGAAGCCCCGUUAGAACCCCUGCAGUCUAACUACAGUCAUGUAGGCUCCACGGUUGAGAGUGACCAGGCCAAUACAGUAGUCAACAAGAGCUCAGGAGAGGGUAGUGGUAUGACAAGCCUUAUGGUGGACAUGGCCAUGCUGGAGACUGGAGACUGGGAGUUUGCUAAUAUAGUUGUAGAUAUGUUGACAAACAUGGCUGCCGAGGGAGAUGUGCAGACCCCAGUCAGCAUGUUGAUAGUUUUAAAGGACAAGCUCCGACAGUAUGUGGACACUGAUCUACAAGAAGACUGGUUCCUCUCAUACAUAGAACUUCUGGGCAGGUUUAAACAGUGGACUAUAGCCAACUUUAUCAUCAAGAUGAGCAAGCUUCCGUCUGUGUCCAUGCUUAAUCAACAAUCUACCUCGAUACACGUCAACUGUAACAUGUGCAAUAGACCCCUUGCUAGAUCUGGAUGGCUGUGUGAUCGCUGCAAGGCAAUUAUAAACAGAUGCUGUAUAUGCUCACUGCCAGUAAAAGGGAUGUUUCUGUGGUGUCAGGGUUGCUCCCAUGGUGGUCAUAUUCAACACAUGAAAGACUGGCUGUCAAGAAACAUUGAGUGUCCCACUGGAUGUGGCCAUGUAUGCGAAUACACUUGAUUUUUUUUAAGAAAGCAUUAUGUGCUCCACAUAUGGAAACACUUCAUUGGCUUUUAAGAAAUAUUGAGUGCCUCAUUUGAGGUUGCAAUUAGUUUGCAAUUAGUGUGCACUUAAAAGGUUUCACAAAAUAUUGGGCACACCACAUGUGAAUUUCCUUCAUUGGCUAUUGAAUAAACAUUGAGUGCUGCACAGGAUGUUUAAGUACAAGUAAGUAUACUUGAUAGUUGUCAAGAAACAUUGAAUGCCCCUUAUUUGAACAUGACCCAUUUGCUUCCAAAAUUUUUUGAAUAGAGGCUGCAAUAUACAUGUAUAUGUGAAUAUGAUAGAUGGCUGUUUGGAAACACUGAGUUUGUCAUAUGUGAUUUCAACUUCUUGGGCUCCAUAAAGAACCAUUGAGUGCUACACUGGGGGUUGUCAUAUAUUUGAGUGUACUGAAUAUCUGUUGGGAAACAUUCCAUAGGUCAUAUGUGAGCUCAACUUAUUUGGUUAUAACAAGAACCGUUGAGUACUCCACAGGGUGUUGCCAUAAAUGUGAAUACUCUUGCAUGGAUUGCUUUAUAUUUGAGUAUAUUUGAUUGGCGACCAAGGAACGUUGUAUGCCUAAAUACCCAUUGAGUUUACCGUACUUAAAAACACUUCAAAACUGCCAAGAACAUCUCGAUUAUCUGUCAAGAAGAAGGGAACUCUUCAUAAGAAGUAAUCUUACAUCAGAAAGUUUUGCCCACAUUUUAUGAUCCAAUCAAUCAAUCUAACCAUAUAUAUAAUAUAUAUAUAUAUAUAUUGUGUAAAAUUAUAAGUUACUUUAGUCAGCAAGCAAUUACCUUUUAAUUGAUUCCAAAAUUAAAUGGGGUCACUAGAAAUAAAAAACAAACAAACAACAAUAAUUAUGUUAAUGGUACAUAUCUGUAAUUAACCAUUGAGUGGAACUGCAUUGGAAACAUAUAUAUACACAUGUGUUUAAAAUAAUAUGUGGUAUAUACCUUGUUCCUCAUAUUAUGAUGUUAUCUAUUGAGAUGAAGCACAUUAAAGUUCAGAAAGAUUAAAAUGAAUACAAGGGCGGACCCAGGAGGUGGCGUAACUUAGGGGCGUAACCUUUUGACCUGCGCCCCUCUCUCAGAACGGAAAUCUAUAUAGUUUAAAGUAUAAGCAGGGGAUGCUUCCCCUAGAAAAUUUGAACAAAAUUUUGUCCAAAAUAGUGCAUUUUGGGCAUAUUUUAUUACCUUUUUACUCCUUUAUUGAAGUUUAAAUAAACUUUUUGAGGGGGGGGGGGAGGGCUUUGCGCACUCAUGAUGUGAGAGGAUUAUUAAUGGCAGCUUUUCCCCCCAUUUAAUUGUGUUAAAAUUUUGUUUAUAUAUUGCUUACACCCCUGUGUUAAAGUUAUGUGUUGUUGCUUGCUGUUAUCAUAAUGAUUGUACAAAUUGUGUGAAUAUGAUUAUGUAUACAUGCAUAUGUAUCUGUACUACCAAUUCUAUAUCUUUUUCAACUGUUGUACUGAAAUGAGUAAUUUUAUUUUUCAUUAUUGUUUUCCUUCAAACUUGAAUUUUAAGACUUAUUUGAGUAUCUUCAGGGGUUUGUAAGUUCAUGAUUGAUCCUAAAAACACUAUUGAGAGAAUUUAUCUUCAGACUAUUGAACAGUUGUAAAGGAUUGUUUUUUGGCUUGGAUAUUUGCAUCCAAAAAACAGUAGGAAGUACCUUGAAAUUAAUAUGAAUUAUGUAGAAAACAAUUUCUUAAGAGGUCUAAGCCCCUUAACCCUGCCCCUAGCUAUUUUUUCAGGAUUUACAACUGUCAGCUAUUAUAACCCUUGUAUCUUGAACUGGUUUCUUCAUUACUAAAGAACCGAUUUAUAGCCCAUUGAAUGGAAUCAACCACAAUUUUCAUGCUUGUUACCUUAGAGCUGCACUCUUACUCCCAAAUAAGAUUUACCAGAAUCAAUUCAAAUGUUUUGAUGUACCAAAAUAGAUGAAUAAAUGUCGAAAACAAUGGUUCUUAUGAAGGAUACCGAGUUUAAUUUGAAAGAAUGGUGCAGAAAAUACGGUAUGAGAUGAUAGUUGAUCACUAUAAAUAUUUUAGCACUCACCAAUCAUUUAAUAUUUUUGCAUGUUCAGCUAUUAAAUACUUGGUUUCAAUUUUGUUAUCAGUAAUAAAUAUUUUUCAUAAAUACACUAUUUAGUAAGUAGUUAAUGGUUUAUCACUCAAAGUUUAUGAUUGUAAUACAUGUGUAUGUAUUGAUUUUCAAUGAGAGUGUCACUUUAAUUUUGAACUUUGAUUUUUUGUUGUUGUUUUUUUAUAUAUGAAUAAUCACUUAAUGUCCUGCCCUAAGAGACAUAGUAGAGGCUCUUCAAACAUGUACAAAAUGUUAAACAAUGUUUAGUUUGAUGUUGAGAUCAACUUUUCUCUAUAGUUAAUACUGUCAAACUUUCAGCAAUCCAUGGAGUCUGUAUUGUUGUAGGUUAAAUGACACAGAAGAACAUAUUCCUGGGUAUUCAUAAUUUAUGGGCCUUUGUUUACACUGUAUAAAUGCAUGUAGGUAUCUGCCUGACAAUGCUUCAAAGGGGGGCAUUUGUCAUGUUCCUGUGACAGAUCUUUUAUUGCUAGUACAUGGUACAUAGUUUGAAUGCUCAUUUUAAAUGCACAAGAAUGGAACUUGUGCAUUAUUCCAUUGACGAGUAAUUGUCACAUGCAUGUUGACCAUUAAAUUCCAAUAACAUUAAAAAUACAGUAAUUUCUAGGUUGUAUUCAAGGCACAUGCCUACUAACAACAACAAUGCUAUAACAAUUGGUACGAUAACGAUGGUUGCUCCAGACAAGCGACAUAUUUGAUUCUUGGAUUUCUAGAUUAUAAUUGUAAAUAGUGUUUAUGGGAUGUCCAAUAGUAUGUCACUGCUCACCUUUAUAUAGAGUAAAUUUAUUUCACAUUUAUGUCUAAAAGUGGUAUACAAUAUGCUUUUCUGUAUUUGUUUUUUUUUAUAUUUUGCUCUAUCUGUGAUAUUUGUUUUAAAAAUAAAAAAAGUACA